UUAUUGUUAUCUUAAUUCCAGUCUUAUCUAAUAUACAGGUAUUUUGAUGAACACAGUUACAUAAAAUAAUGGAUUUAAUAAGAUUUGGAUUAUUAACAGUUAGUGAUAGCUGCUAUAAGUACAAAAAGGAAGAUAAAAGUGGACCAGAAGUAGAACUUUGUAUUAGUAACAAUGGAACUGAAAUUGGCAAAAUUUUAAGGGGCCAAGUAUUUCAUAAAGAUAUUGUGCCAGACGAUGAAUAUGCAAUUAAGGAAAAGCUAAUUUCUUGGAGCGAUUCUAGACAGGUGGAUGUUAUUUUUACCAUUGGUGGUACAGGAUUUUCUAAAAGAGAUGUGACUCCAGAAGCAACAAAAGAAAUUAUUCAAAAAGAAGCACCUGGGUUAGUCAUAGCGAUGUUAACAUCGAGUUUAAAAAUUACUCCAAUGGCUAUGUUAUCAAGAGCUGCAUGUGGAAUACGAGAUAAAACAUUAAUUAUUAACUUACCUGGCUCACCAAAAGCUGCAAAAGAAUGCUUAAGUGUAAUUGCACCUGCUAUAUCACAUGCUGUUGAUUUAAUUAGAGACAAUACAGAAAAAAUAAAAGAUACACACGAAAAUGUACAAAAUGAUUCUACUACAGAAAUUUCUUUACAACAAUGUCAAAACAAACAUACUUUAUGUUCAGGAAAUAUAACUGGGCGAUAUAGAGAAUCACCAUAUCCAAUGGUUUCAGUGGAAGAAGCUUUGCAAAUGAUAUUAAAAUACGUUGAACCAUUAAAUAACAAAUCAGAUGAAGAUUUGGAAAAGGUUCAUGGUAAAAUAUUAGAUAAUGAUUUGUAUUCCAAAUAUGAUCUACCACCAUUUAGAGCAUCUAUUAAAGAUGGUUAUGCAGUCUUAGCAAAUGAUGGAAAAGGCAAAAGAAAAGUAUUAAGUGGAAUAAAAGCUGGGAGCACUGCAAGUGGAAUUAAGCUUCAACCAGGGACAUGCGUAAGAGUAAAUACAGGUGCUCCAAUUCCAGAUGAUGCAACAGCUGUUGUUCAAGUUGAAGAUACCAAACUUAUAAAAAAAACUUAUGAUAAUAUAGAGGAGGAAGAAAUCGAAAUUACAACAGAUGUGAAAUAUGGACAAGACAUUAGACCUAUUGGGUGUGAUAUAAAACGAGGAGAGUUAAUUUUAAAAUCGGGGACAAAACUUGGAGCAAUAGAACUUGGCCUUGCCGCAGCAUGUGGCUACAAACGGAUAUCAAUCACCAGUAUUCCAAAAAUUGGUGUAUUGUCUACUGGAGAUGAAUUGCAGUGUCCUGGUACUGCUUUAAUGCCCGGACGUAUAUAUGAUAGUAAUAAAGUUACAUUAUUAUCGAUGUUAAAAGAAAAUGGCUAUGACUCCAUAGAUAUGGGCAUUGCAGUAGAUGACGAGGUCGUUAUGGUGAACAAGAUUAAACAUGCUAUAAAACAAGUUGAUGUAUUAAUUACAUCAGGUUCUGUAUCUAUGGGCGAUAAAGAUAUGUUAAAACCUAUCUUACAACAUUAUUUUAAAGCUACAAUACAUUUUGGACGUGUAAACAUGAAACCUGGAAAACCAACUACUUUUGCAACGUGUAUGUUUCAAAACAGAAAAAAAUAUUUUCUAUGUUUACCGGGUAAUCCAGUUUCUGCAACUGUUACUAUGCACUUAUUUGUGUUACCUUUAUUAAAGCAAUUAUCUAAGGACUACUCUACACCUACUAUCGUGAAAGCAAAAUUAACAUCAUCUUAUAAUUUGGAUCCGCGUCCUGAGUACGCAAGAACAAUUUUAAAGUGGACUGACACGGAUGAUCUACCAUUAGCUUACAGCACUGGGAAUCAAAUUAGCAGUAAACUACUUAGUUGUAAAAAUGCGAAUGCAUUAUUAAUGUUACCAGGACGCACAGCAGAAAAGACAGUACUGGAAAAAGGAGAAGUUGUGCAAGCAAUGUUGCUAGGAUUUAUGCACUAUACGUGAUUGAAUUAAAAGACGAAUAUUACAUAAGAUAAAAAUAAAAAUGUUAUAAAUGUUUUAUUGUUUUAUAUUUUGUUAACUGUGCUUAUAGA
This is a messenger RNA of Megachile rotundata (alfalfa leafcutting bee), 2047 nucleotides long. It is a transcript of the gene cin, whose product is annotated as Molybdenum cofactor synthesis protein cinnamon. Gene Ontology annotation, biological process: gamma-aminobutyric acid receptor clustering; establishment of synaptic specificity at neuromuscular junction; glycine receptor clustering. Gene Ontology annotation, cellular component: postsynaptic membrane; postsynaptic specialization; cytosol. Lineage: Eukaryota; Metazoa; Arthropoda; Insecta; Hymenoptera; Megachilidae. Gene Ontology annotation, molecular function: molybdopterin molybdotransferase activity. The record is from RefSeq and is a predicted model, not a curated record.